UUGCUGACGGCGAGCCACGGGUUCCGCAUUCGGAGUGUGUUGUUAUUGUGCUUCUGGUCAGGCGGCCGGAGAGCAGCUGCUCAAGAUGAUGGAGCAUUCAGCGUCAGACUCAGAAACUGAAGAUCAUGCCCAGCCUUUACUACGCCGGAAAGACACCGGAGACCUUCAGAAAGCUCCUGCUUGCUGCUCCUCACGAUACGGCUUGGCCUUCUUGUCCUCUUAUGGCUUCUUUGUGGCGUAUGCCCUCAGGGUGAACCUUAGUGUAGCAAUGGUGGACAUGCUGAAAAACAGUUCCAGGGCCAACAACAGUUCCUCUGUCUGCCCUCAUCACAGCAUCCCUGUGCCCAAACACAAUCACACUGCCAGUGUGUAUGACUGGGAUUCAGAGACUCAGGGAUGGAUCCUGGGCUCUUUUUUCUAUGGGUAUAUACUUACUCAGAUACCAGGUGGCUACUUGGCACGCAAGUAUGGUGCCAAGUGGCUCUUUGGUAUCGGCAUCUUUUGCACUGUGAUCUUCACCCUGCUGACUCCAGUAGCCGCUGAUCUGGGAGCAGGUUACCUCAUCGCUGUCAGGGUGUUGGAAGGCAUUGGGGAGGGAGUGUCAUAUCCUGCUAUGCAUGCGAUGUGGGCAUCAUGGGCACCGCCUCUGGAGAGAAGUCGUCUGCUCACGAUCUCUUACACAGGUGCUCAGCUGGGAACUGUAGUGGCUCUUCCUCUGUCUGGCCAGAUAUGUUUUUACCUAGACUGGACAUACGUUUUUUAUAUAUUUGGAGCUGUUGGACUUGUUUGGUUUUUCCUUUGGGCUUGCUUUGUCAGUAACAGUCCCAGCUCACACAAAAAGAUAACAGAGGCUGAGAAGACUUACAUAAUGGCAUCUUUAAAAAAUGAACUGUCCCCAACCACAGAUUACAUCCCAUGGACAUCAAUCCUCAAAUCUAUGUCAUUAUGGGCCAUAGUUGUGGCACACUUCUCUUACAACUGGACAUUUUACACUCUGCUGACUCUCUUACCCACCUACAUGAGUGAUGUACUCGGAUUCAGCAUCCAGCAGAAUGGAAUGCUCUCAGCUCUGCCCUACCUUGGUUGUUGGUUGCUGGCUUUGCUGGGUGGACAGCUGGCAGACCUCCUGAGAGAGAGAUAUCUUUUCCAAACUGUAAUUGUGCGUAAGGCAUUCACUAUCGUAGGAAUGGUGGGACCUGCCGUCUUCCUGGUGGCUGCUGGCUACACUGAAUGUAACUAUGUCUUGGCUGUAGCCUUCCUCUCCAUCUCCUCCUCUCUAGGGGGCAUUUCGGCCUCUGGAUUUAACAUCAACCAUUUGGACAUUGCUCCCUCAUAUGCUGGGAUAUUGCUUGGGAUCACAAACUCAUUUGCCACUAUACCUGGCAUGGUGGGCCCUGUAAUAGCAAGAUCUCUGACCAAAUCUAACACCAUUUCAGAGUGGCAAGUUGUCUUCUACAUCUCCGCAGCAAUCAAUAUAUUUGGAGCGGUUUUCUUCACAAUAUUUGGCAAGGGCACAGUCCAGCCUUGGGCUGUCCAGAGAAUACACAUCCAGUGAAACAUGUCUACCGUCAAUAAUUUCCUAAAGGUCAAAGGGACGUACCUCUUGUAAAUUCUAUAGAGAUCUUAGCAGUAGUUGCAUAUGCUUUGCAAACUAACGAAUACUGCACAAUCCAAUUGUUUUUUUUAAUUAUACCAACAAACACAAUGACUUUUGGUAUUUUUUUUAUUGGUAGUGUCUGUAUUUGUUAUACAUGUCAGUAGCUUUUUCAGACAAUUUUUUAUUUUUUCAAACAAAGGUGCAAUAAAUAAAGGGAAGAUAAAACAUAGAUGUACAUUCAGUCAUAAGGAGAUCAAAUUUUUGAUCACGCUAGCAGUGUGGUCCAAUUCACACUUGUGAAAAACCUGUGUGAAUCAGAGCGGUUACCAAAUUAAUCUGACUCACUGAAUCACAAGUUAACUUGUGAAUUGUUUUGAAGUAUGAAGCUCAUGAGACCCAUUGUAGCUGUUCUUAACACAGUAGUAAGAACUAUAUCAAUUCUAUUUCUGAUUUGUUAAAUCUGUUCUGUUGAAAACUAAAAUAAUCGUAAACGUUAAGGAAUUGUGAGUCUUUCGCGAUUAACGUCCCUGUGAAAUAUACCUUAAUGUAGGCCUAUGAUUAUCACAACAUGCCUUACCCAUACUGAAGCAAGAGGCCUUAAGGGAGAUUAUCAGUUAAAUCGUGUCUGGUUGUUACGUUUUAGCCUUUUUGUACACUAUAACUGAUUUUUGUUUACAUUUUUAUUUCUUUCUGUUUUGUGCAAUCUUUACUAAGUGAAACAAAAUUAAUAAAUCCGUGUAAACACUGUAUGUUGCAUAAUCUGUCAAUUGUCAAGAUGCUACAACACAUGCUUCAUCACCUGUCAAAUACUUGUAUAUCUAAUAAAAUUAUUGCACUUGUUUA
Molecule: messenger RNA, 2440 nt
Organism: Onychostoma macrolepis
Lineage: Eukaryota; Metazoa; Chordata; Actinopteri; Cypriniformes; Cyprinidae
Gene: slc17a5
Product: solute carrier family 17 member 5
Exons: 11
Coding region: 86-1555 (489 amino acids)
Biological process (GO): monoatomic anion transport; transmembrane transport
Molecular function (GO): transmembrane transporter activity
Source: RefSeq, a predicted model, not a curated record